CUAGCCUUAAUAUCUUGGGUUUGACCGUAUUUUAUGACUUCGCAUACAUGUUCUGUUCCGUUGUUGUCUGAGUAUCUAAAACGCCGGUACUGUAACCGACAAAAUGGAUCAUAUCAUCGCAGAGCGUGAAAAUCAAAGUCUUUCCUUCAAACCAGAGCUGUCUUUGAAGACGCCACUGAAAUCCAUGAGAACUCCUCUACGUCCUGGUCGAAAGGCUUUCGGGACUCUCAACACGCAGUUGUUGUCCACACCUGUUGUCAAUAAGCAGGAGAAGAAGACUGAGAAGCUUCAGGUUGGGGGUGUACCUGUCAUGCGUCAUAAUCAUGAAGCCAAAGUGAAGCAUGCAGCUCAGAAGAAAGCAGAGGACUAUCCAGAGAUUGAGAAACUCAUUCCCUAUGAUCCGUUGGAGUUUGAGAAAUACAGUGUUCCAGAGGAUUUAGUUCCUCUCGGUAGUCUUGCUUUGGCUGGUCUGGCUUUCCCACAAAUGCCUUCUCCCUCCGAAGAUGACCUGCAUCCUUACCUGCCUCCGCUCCCAAGCAUGUCACCUGAGAGAAUGCCUCAACGCUCGGAUGGCUCUGAGUAUGACACAUUCCUCCAAACAAUUGAGGAGCUGACCAUUGAGUUACCUCCGGAGCCUGACACUGACUGAAAUGUUUAGUCAGCCUUCUGGUCAUACUGUUACCUUUUUGUAAUUUGAAUGUUUUAAGGUAUUAAACAAUUGUUUCUAUUUA
Phycodurus eques (leafy seadragon) is the source of this 731-nucleotide messenger RNA. It is a transcript of the gene pttg1, whose product is annotated as PTTG1 regulator of sister chromatid separation, securin. The transcript has 6 exons. The coding region runs from base 104 to 649 and encodes 181 amino acids. Gene Ontology annotation, biological process: chromosome organization. Gene Ontology annotation, cellular component: nucleus; cytoplasm. Lineage: Eukaryota; Metazoa; Chordata; Actinopteri; Syngnathiformes; Syngnathidae. The record is from RefSeq and is a predicted model, not a curated record.